AUGAAGCUUACAGCCAUCUUCCUAGUGUUCUGUGUGGCUCUGCUCAGUGACUCUGGUUUUGCUUUCUUCAUGAACUCAGUGGCCAAAUCUGUGGUGGAACCCGUGGCUGACCUUGCCCCAGCUGCAGAGGCUGUGGCCGGGGCUGUACCUAGUCUACCAUUAAGUCGCUUUAGCAUCCUGAGGUUUAUCCUGGCCAGCCUGGGCAUUCCAGUGGAUCCCCUCAUAGACGGUUCCAGGAAAUGUGUCACUGAGCUGGGCCCUGAGGCUGUAGGGGCUGUGAAGACACUGCUGGACAAUGAGAAAUGCUUAGAAGUGACCUUAGGACUGAAGCCCAAGAUCAGCUCCUGCAAAUUCCUAGGGAAAUGA
This is a messenger RNA of Cricetulus griseus (Chinese hamster), 366 nucleotides long. The record is from RefSeq and is a predicted model, not a curated record. Lineage: Eukaryota; Metazoa; Chordata; Mammalia; Rodentia; Cricetidae.